AUGUCGAUCACGUAUGCCACCAUAGGCACCAACUGGAUCACUGACUCCUGGAUCCUCGCAGCCCAGAAAGCCGGCAAAUGGAAGCUCCACGCAGUCUACUCGCGAACCCAAGAACAAGCAGAAGCCUUUGGCAAGAAGCAUGGCUGUUCCAAGUACUACACCUCCCUCGAAGACCUCACCUCAGACGGUGAUUUGCAAGCCGUCUACAUCGCCUCGCCGAACAGCCUCCACUACGCACAAGCCAAGCAAAUCCUCAAGGCGAAGAAGCAUGUGGUUCUCGAGAAGCCAGCGACGUCGACGGUCAAAGAGCUGGACGAGCUGUUCAGGAUAGCCAGGGGGGAGGGCGUGUUCCUCAUCGAGGCGUACAGACAUAUCCAAGAGGCGAACUACAGACUGCUGAAGAAGCUGGUCUUGGACGAGAAGAGAUUAGGCACAAUCUACGGCGCGAGCUUCACGUACGCUUCCUACAGCAGUCGGUACAACAACGUCCUCGCGGGCGAGAAGCCCAAUAUCUUCUCGCUCGACUUCUCAGGAGGCAGCUUAGUCGACGUGGGAGUCUACCCAAUCACCUUCGCCGUCGCUCUCUUCGGCCUCCCCAAAACCCAGACCUACGUCCCGUUCAUCUGCCCGACUGGAGUCGACGGUGGCGGUGUAGGCAUCCUCCACUACGAUGGCUUCGGGGUACAGAUCAACAACGCGAAAGGCUACCAGAGCAAUGCCCCUUGCGAGAUCUAUGGCGAGAAGGGAACCAUCACUAUCAAUGCCACUACGGACAUCAGCACGUUGAAGCACUUCGAUCCGAAGAGCAAGAAGACCGAGGAGCUGGCUGGCUCGUAUAAGACUGUCGAGAAACCGAAUGUGAAUAUGGAGGAGGAGGCGGUGGAGUUUGCUAGGAUUCUGCUGGAGAAGGAUACCAAGGCGCUGGGGCAGCUGGAGGAGAUUUCGAAGAAUGUGGUCAAGGUGACGGCGGAUAUGAGGAGGCAGGGGAAUGUCAUAUAUCCUGCUGAUAAGCAGUGA
This is a messenger RNA of Zasmidium cellare ATCC 36951, 1017 nucleotides long. RefSeq lists its product as uncharacterized. Gene Ontology annotation, molecular function: nucleotide binding. Bases 1 to 1017 code for a protein of 338 amino acids. The transcript has a single exon. The record is from RefSeq and is a predicted model, not a curated record. NCBI's taxonomy places the organism in Eukaryota, Fungi, Ascomycota, Dothideomycetes, Mycosphaerellales, Mycosphaerellaceae.